CUGACUGUAUUAAGAUGGAGAAGAAUUUGGAAGAGGUACAGGAUGUAUCCGACGGAAGCAAAGUCCUGAUGCGUUUCGAGGAUGGUUCAACAGCGGAGGCAGAUGUUGGUAAGUCAAAUGCUUUUUUUUUUUUCUGAUAUUUCUUUUAUUUCUCUUUGUCCACAUCCGAGUCCCACAUCGUACAUCUCUAUGAGUAUCCAAUAAACCAAAGGUACUAGGUAACUGACUCUGUAAUGAGAAAAUAGUCAUCGGGUGCGAUGGCAUCAACUCUCGGUUACGACCGCUCAUGUUUGGUCAAUCCCACGCUUCAUCGCAGCCAAGCUACUCCCAUAAAUUCGCCUUUCGUGGCAUUAUACCCAUGGACAAAGCGCGUGCAGCGUUGGGCGACGAAAAGACCAGCACGCGAUUGAUGCAUCUUGGCCCCGGCGCUCAUGCGCUAACCUUCCCCAUCGCCGGCGGGACCAUGAUGAAUGUCGUUGCAUUUGUCACGGACCCGAGCCCGUGGGCGGAGAAGGACGGCAAGUUUGUGGCUGCAGCGACCAAAAACGAGGCCAUAGAUGCGUUCGCGGGCUUCGGCCCAGCCGUGCGUACCAUUAUGUCGUUGUUACCCGACAAGCUGGACAAGUGGGCCAUCUUUGACAUGUAUGACAACCCUGUACCGACAUAUGCAAGUGGGCGACUUUGCCUUGCCGGAGACGCGGCUCACGCCUCAACUCCGCACCACGGUGCAGGGGCUGGGUGCGGCAUCGAGGACUCCCUGGCUCUGGCCGAGCUGCUGGCAUCCGUCAAUCAAAGAGCUGGGGUGAUGCCAAUCCGUAACAUGGUUACCAAAGCACUCGCGGUGUACAAUGAGAUGCGGUACGACCGCUCCCAAUGGUUGGUGCGAAGUAGUCGUAUGUUGGGUGAGAUGUUAGAAUGGCAGGACCCCCAAACUAGGGAAGACACGCAAGUGUUGGGACAUGAGCUGUGGCGGCGCUGUCAUGAGAUCUGGGACUUCGACGUUGACGAGAUGGUGCGUAACGGGAUUGACGCGUUGGGAUGGAAAUUGGCAAAACUCCCUCAGCCCUUGUUCACUAGAUAGAGGGUAAUACAAGUAACAAAGGUAUCUAGACGAGUUGGUACACGAGUAAGAGUACAUACUACUAGGUAAUUCAGGAACUGGAUGGAUCUGGAACUGGAACUGGAACAUCUGUGGAAUAGAG
Molecule: messenger RNA, 1202 nt
Organism: Hypoxylon fragiforme
Lineage: Eukaryota; Fungi; Ascomycota; Sordariomycetes; Xylariales; Hypoxylaceae
Exons: 2
Coding region: 287-1081 (264 amino acids)
Biological process (GO): secondary metabolite biosynthetic process
Molecular function (GO): FAD binding
Source: RefSeq, a predicted model, not a curated record